UAGGGACAAUUAAGCACCGAGAGGUUGCAUAAUCUCAUUUCCAUAUUUGCUCUUUUAUGGUCCAUCAUCGAACCAAAUCGCUCGGCAUCAAAAGCGCCCAAUUAGCCCAUUCAGCGAAAUAUGAAAUAAAUGUCCAAGUUCACUCUGGCGACCAGAAUGUCCCGUCCUCGUCGACAAAAUGAAGUUGCUAGUGUUGAUAUUAACGCUCAUAGAGUUUGGGCAGACUAUCGAAACUAGAGACUCCACGUGUGUGGUAAGCCAGCUGCAAGACUUGGCAAGAAUCACCAAAUCCUGCCACAACAUCACAAUUCGAGAUCUUUUUGUGCCGGCUGGUGAAACGUUGGUGUUGGACCUUUUGGUUGGAGCGACUGUAACAUUUCUCGGCAAUGUAGACUUCGCUCUUUUAAACUGGGCUGGACCGCUAAUGCGGCUGUAUGGAAACGCCAUUACCAUCAAUGGAGCGCCAGGGCACAGUCUUAAUGGCCAAGGCGAGUUGUACUGGGACACGCUUGGAAGUUGGGGCACGAAAAAACCCAAAUUCCUCAUUGCGGAAGUGAGCAAUGGAUCAAUCAUUAAAGGGCUUCGCUUCAAGAAUGCCCCCAUUCAUGGCAUCUACAUUAAUAAUUCACAUGAUGCCCUUUUCACUGAUAUUUUAAUAGAUAAUUCGGAAGGCGAUGAGAAUGUGGCCCUUUAUGGACAUGCAGGCCACAAUACCGACGGCUUUGGAGUGGCACGCUCUUCCAACAUCACAAUUGCUCAUGCAACGGUGUUCAAUCAGGAUGACUGUGUUGUCCUUAAUUCAG
Messenger RNA from Dendroctonus ponderosae (mountain pine beetle), 803 nucleotides. Its product is annotated as probable endopolygalacturonase I. The record is from RefSeq and is a predicted model, not a curated record. Gene Ontology annotation, cellular component: extracellular region. NCBI's taxonomy places the organism in Eukaryota, Metazoa, Arthropoda, Insecta, Coleoptera, Curculionidae. Gene Ontology annotation, molecular function: polygalacturonase activity. Gene Ontology annotation, biological process: pectin catabolic process.